UCUUCACUCAGCUCAGCUCAGACGUGUCGUGUCCCGCCACCAACUCACUCUCUAAGUAUGCUCCCCUUCAAGGCAGUGGACGGUCAGUUCAGUCCAGAGGUCCGGGAGCCGGGCCUCCGAGUGUUUAGGGUGGAGAAGAUGAAGGCGGUGCUGCUGGAUCCCUCCGAGGUGGGAGCCUUUUACAACGGGGACUCCUAUCUGGUGCUGGAGAACCGUGGUGAUGAGGGAACCGACCUCCACAUGUGGAUAGGUGAGAAGUCGUCUCGAGAUGAGCAGGUGGCGUGCGCCAUGCUGGCCACCACACUAGACAACUUUCUUGGCGGUGACCCCAUUCAGCACAGGCAGGUCCAAGGCUACGAGUCCCCGGAGUUCAUGGCUCUCUUCCCCAGAGGAGUCAGCUACAAGGAUGGUGGUGUGGAGUCGGGCUUCAGGAAGCCUCAGGGCUCCGGGCCGGUGCAAAGGUUGUACCAGGUAAAAGGGAAGCGCAACAUCCGUGCCAAGGAGGUGGAGCUGUCCUGGAGCAGCUUCAAUAAAGGAGACUGCUUCAUCCUCGACCUUGGAGAGAUCAUUGUGUCGUGGAUCGGGUCGCAGGCAAACAUCUUUGAGAAGCAGAAAGUGCGCGAAAUUGCCACCCUGAUUCGUGACACAGACAGACACGGUAAAGCCCGAAUUAUGGACUGCAACGAGGGUGAAGAGCCAGAGGAGAUGCUCAAGGUCUUGGGACAGAUGCCUCAGCUGGCAGAGAGCACAGAAGAGGACAGCAAAGCAGACGUAUCUAACUCUGCCUCCCUCUACAAGGUGUCUGAUGCGACAGGUUCCAUGACAAUGACCAAAGUGUCGGAGAAGAGCCCGUUUGCCAAGGAUCUGCUGGUUCGUGACGACUGCUUCAUUCUGGACAAUGGCGCCAACGGAAAGAUCUUCGUCUGGAAAGGUAAUGGAGCAAAUGCUGAUGAGAAGCAGGUGGCCCUACAGAUGGCAGAUAACUUCAUCGAACAAAUGAGCUACCCCAGGAUGAAGACACAGGUGGAGAUACUGCCACAAGGGAAGGAGACCAUCAUCUUCAAGCAGUUCUUCAAGAACUGGAACUAAAACAUUUCAAGGCAACAUUAGGCAAAUCCUGCACACGACAAGAAGCUGUAUAUCUGAGACGGCGUCUAAUACAAGAUACAUUUUUUUUAUAUGCAUUUACUUGUAUGUACAUAUUUGUAAGGUACUGCGCCGACAGAGCACACUGUUUGGCCUUGAUAGAAUAAGAUGUGAUGCCACUUUUAUAAAUGAAAACAAGUUUCUUCUGUUGAGAUUAUAAAGAUAAUAAAGUAAAAGAGUUUGGAUUUUUUUUUUUUUUACAUUUGUUCUUGUGUCACAGACUUGACUGCAUUUGAAAAAUAAAUUUGAAGCUGUUGCUACUUGUAA
This is a messenger RNA of Plectropomus leopardus (leopard coralgrouper), 1413 nucleotides long. It is a transcript of the gene capgb, whose product is annotated as capping protein (actin filament), gelsolin-like b. NCBI's taxonomy places the organism in Eukaryota, Metazoa, Chordata, Actinopteri, Perciformes, Serranidae. The record is from RefSeq and is a predicted model, not a curated record. Gene Ontology annotation, molecular function: phosphatidylinositol-4,5-bisphosphate binding; actin filament binding. Gene Ontology annotation, cellular component: actin cytoskeleton; cytoplasm. Gene Ontology annotation, biological process: actin polymerization or depolymerization; actin filament severing; central nervous system development.